Molecule: messenger RNA, 2571 nt
Organism: Podarcis lilfordi (Lilford's wall lizard)
Lineage: Eukaryota; Metazoa; Chordata; Lepidosauria; Squamata; Lacertidae
Source: the annotation of a GenBank genome assembly
AUGUCCGACGACUGGGGAGAUUACUCCGAUUACAUAGAGGUACGUAACUCUCCCUUCGUGUAGCAAUGGGGAUAGCUCCCUGCUCUGUCAACGUUUGGGGUUUUAAAAACUGGCCCUGCUCCUCUGCCUUUAAGCCAGGGUGAGCUGGUGGGGAGUUGAGAAAAAGGGCAAGCAUCCUGCGCCUUUAAUAGCGAUGCAGAAGAGGAAGGUAUAGCUUGUUGCUCAGAGCACACGCUGUCAAAAUCACCUCUUCUACCACAUGCCAAUUAAAAGCACAGGAGCCCCUGUCCUGUUUGUCACUUGGCCACCUUUAAGAGCAGGCUGAGACACAACAUUAGCGAUGUUCACAUACACACACUCGCAGACGCCCGUUUACCUGGGGUUGGCUUGGAAUAAGAAAGCUGUUUCCCAAAUUGUGAAGGGUUGCCAACUUUUCUUUCAGCCAGGGCUCUUCUGCCUCUCACCGGUGAAUUAUAGGCUGGAACCCAUUCGUUCAGCACCUGCUUAAAGUCCUCCCUUAUCAGUGGGACUCCAGGCAUGGCUAUUUUGGGUUGGAUCCUGUGCCUUUGCUGCCGGGGGAGGAGUGCUAACCUUUUUGGGGUUGGCUGACACAUUGGCCCAGGGUCAGUCCUGGGUGUUGGGAUGAGGGUGUCACACGUUAAAUUGGGGGGGGGGGGGCUUGGUGAGAACAUGUGGAGUCCUCAAGGCAGCCUGCCAAAAGGUUUUCCCACCGGCGACCCAAACUCUUUGACAGAUUCCCCCCCCCCCAUUCAUUCAUUGUUAAAUAUGGUAAAUAAUGUCGAAGUUAAAAUUUGGGGUGGGGGGAUAACAAAAACAAAACAAAACCUCUCUUCUUUACAUUCCAACUCAGAAUUUUUAUAAUUCAUUCAUAGUCAAAUCUGGCAAAUAAAUAAAUAAAUUCAAAGUUUGAAAUUUGGGAGGGUGACCCUCCAAAACGAUUUUUACAUUACAGGAACAGGGACUCACUGUCUGUGAAAAAAUGGGGAAAAAAAUGAAAAUGUUUAAUGGACACAUUUUGAUGGGACUGGGGAGGGCAUAUAAAGCCCUUUUGGUAUCACAGUAUCACGGGUCUAGGUCAGCAAACAUCGCCGUUGCCUUUAUUUUAAUCAACAUUUUGUUUGUGUUAUAUGUGUAUGACGCAGUGGAGGGCUGGGCGGAGGCACCUAAAAAGGUUUCGGCAUCUUGACCCCAUAGUAGGGGACUCUCAGGAGCAGACAGUUUUAUUAAAAGCUGAAAUAAAAACGGCGAGACAUUUUUGGUGGCGGUGGGGAAUGUAUUGAGUGACCACGAGAAAACCCUUUUGUGGGGGUGAUGGCGCCAGAUGAAACCCACAGACCAGCUGCUGCUGCUUCUUCAUUUGCCUCCAAACCUUUGAAAAUUACGAAACCCAGUGGCUUUGUCCCAAAUUAAAAAAAAAUGUGCCGUGAAUUUGUGCUGGAAGAUUUCCUUCAGGACGAGUGAGUUGAAUCCCCAGAGACUCCCCAGCUCACUGUCUCCCUCUCUCCUUCCUAGUACUCCACGGGCUACCCCGAAAUUGACCCCGGAACAGCCCCCUGCACACAAGAUGAGGUGGGCGCCUUCUCUCGUUAUUUUGGCCCUGUGGUUUUCUCCGUGGCCUUUGUGGUGGGCUUGGUGGGCAACGGCCUUGUGCUGGCCAUUUUGGGCCGGCGCCCUUGCCCUUGGCUCUUCGCGGACUGCUACCUCUUCCAGAUGGCCGUCGCGGAUCUGCUGCUAACCUUCACUCUCCCUUUCCGCGCCGUCCAGUUCACCCAGGGCUGGGUGUUUGGAGAAGUCUCCUGCAAGCUCGUGGGCGCCAUUUCCACUGUGAACAGCUACAGCACCGUCUUCCUCCUGACGUGCCUCAGCGUGGAACGCUACCUGGUCAUCAUCCAUGCCAUGCAGCUCCACCACCUUGUGAAACUUCCCCACAUGUACCUGCUCUCCACCCUCGUGUGGAUCGCCUGCUUCGGCCUGUCCGUGGUGGACCUCCAUUUCCGUUCCGCGACCUACGCGCCGCAGGCCGGAGCCGUCAUCUGCCACCUGAGAUUCGACGCCCGACAAGCCGAGUCUUGGCGGCUGGGCCUGCGCUUGGUUUCCUUCCUCUUCGGCUUCUUCUUGCCUCUCCUGGUAAUGGCGGUCUGCUAUUUCCGCGUCUUCCAUCGCCUGCGGCAAGCCAACAUCUUCUGCAGGCACCAGGCCGUGCGUAUCCUGCUGGUAAUUCUGGUUCUCUUCGUCCUCUGCUGGGCGCCCUUCCAUGGAUUCAUCUUCGUGGACAGCCUGCAGCGCCUUGGCCACGUGGCCCGAGACUGUGCCAGGGAGAAGAUUCUGGAUUUUGGGUUGCUUUUCACAGAGAGCAUGGGCCUGGUCCACUGCUGCCUCAACCCCCUGGUGUAUGCCCUCAUGGGGGUCAAGUUCCGGAGAGAGCUUUCCAGGUUGUUCUGUUGUCGGGACAGGGAUAUAGAACGCCAGCGCAGGAUCUCCGACUGGGAAUUCAGCCAAGCCACAGAGCACACCAUCACCCGACCCGUAGACUAUUCCAUCAUGAUGUGA